GUGUAAUAUAGAAAAAAUUUAAUAACGACAAUAUAGAUAAUAGACGUUUCUGUUUCUAUGUGUGUGUUGGUACCUUGUUGAUGAUAAAUUUAUAACAUUUAUAACCUCAUAAUUAAUAAUGAAUCAAGCUAAAGUUACAAAUUUAGUAUCACAAUUAAAUUUUAAAGUUCAGAAUAAAGCUAGAAGGCUUAAAAGUUUUGAUGGACCUGAAGGCAGAGUUAGAAAAAUCCAAAAAACAUUGACAGCACUUUUUAAAUAUGAGAGAAUUGAAUUGUUUUACAACCGUGCCGAUGAAGUUAGAGGUUACGCUGACAGGCUGAUAUCAGAAGCUAUUCGUCAUGGACCGAGUCACGAGGAAACGAUGGCCCUGGCUGACUUUUGGAUUUUAGAAAAGCAGUAUGUUCAUAAAUUGUUUAAAGUUUUGGUACCGAGAUAUCAAGACUACUCAAAUACGUCUUUUACCAAAAUGCAUCGACUUGAAAAACGUUAUCCCGAUGCUUGCUACUGGAACUCUGUUCUUGAACUCAAAGGGAAUCCUUUUCCCAGUAUAGACCAAGUCAAUCCAUAUAAAAGUCAACUAAUCCACAAUGUGCUGCUGGAUGAAGCUAGAAAAGAAUUUAGAUUACAAAAAUACAAAGAUCUUGCUGAUAAUCUUACUCAAUAAAUCUCGAAGGAUAGUGUUGUCCAUAUUCCUUUAAAUGCUCUUCCAUUGUCAGCAUUUGUUUCCUAUAAUUAUAAAAAUUAAUAAUCUAAAAUUUUUAUAAUUUAAAAAAAAAUAAAUAGAUUACUUUAUGUGUGCUGGCAUGUCAUGGUAGACAUCAGUAAACAAUUCUUUCCAAUGGGGCUUUAAUAGUUUUUCAGCAGCUGUAAACUCUGUCAUAAAUUCUGAUUGCGUUGAUUUAUGUAACUCUGAUUCUUUUUCGUCAUCCCACAGGCCAAUUGUUUUUAAAUAUUCACGAAAUUUAAUUAUGGGAGAUUGCUUAAUCCAUUGAUUUAUUUCUUCAAUUGAUCGAUAAGCUGUACUGUCAUCUGAUGUACUGUGAUGGUUUACACUUAUGAAAAUAAAAAAUACAUUUCAGAGACAUUAAUAAAGGUUAAAAAUAAAUAAAAGUUUAAAAUAAUUACCGGUAAGUCAUAGCUUCUAUUAAAACAGGUUUUCCGUUAUCAAUACAAUAGUCACGUGCAACUUUAGUAGCAUGAUGCAUCGCUAGUAUGUCAUUGCCGUCUACUCGGACUGUUUGAAUUCCGUAUGCUGGUCCACGGGCUGCUAUUCCAUCACCUCGGUAUUGUUCAUUUGCAGGAGUUGAUAUUGCGUAUCCAUUAUUACGGC
Molecule: messenger RNA, 1330 nt
Organism: Microplitis mediator
Lineage: Eukaryota; Metazoa; Arthropoda; Insecta; Hymenoptera; Braconidae
Gene: mRpL17
Product: 39S ribosomal protein L17, mitochondrial
Exons: 4
Coding region: 119-664 (181 amino acids)
Biological process (GO): translation
Cellular component (GO): ribosome; mitochondrial large ribosomal subunit
Molecular function (GO): structural constituent of ribosome
Source: RefSeq, a predicted model, not a curated record